Molecule: messenger RNA, 815 nt
Organism: Meleagris gallopavo (turkey)
Lineage: Eukaryota; Metazoa; Chordata; Aves; Galliformes; Phasianidae
Source: RefSeq, a predicted model, not a curated record
GCAGCACUGAAUUCAGGCUGUGCCCAGCAGUGCUGACGUGCUCAGCAUCCCCUCUGCAGAGGACACAACCUCUCUCAUCCUCACAUUAUUUGAGUCAGAGCUGUCCUGGCCCGAGCCCAAUGCACUGCUGAACCCUGGUUUGCUGUUAUUACAAAUUAGCAUUGCUGCCUGGUAAUUAAACACCGCUCUAAUUUAUAUCAUUUUUCUACAUAACCUUCAGGGUUUGGAAAUGCCAUACAGAUGAUACACUGGAACAAGCUAACUUUUCAUGCAAGCCAAGCUUUCUGUCCUACAGGAGUCCAUAACAAAUGCAAUCAGCAGCUGCACACUGGGAUGCAGCAACCAAUGUUUGCACCUCACGAAGCCCAGGGAGGGGGAUGCUGCCUUUGUUCCGCAGGCACCUGCAUGCUUGCAGACCCUCCUGCAGCUCCUCUGACCCAACGCUGUGUGCUGGCUCAGGAGCAGCACUGACCCUGCUCUGCUUUGCCUGCAGCACAGAGCGUGCCCUUGCGCAUCCUCUAUGAGCAGUAUGGGCCCAACCUGACCCAGGACAACAUGAUCAAAGUGGUGGCUCUGCUGACUGAGUACGAGAGUGGCGACAGCGUGGUGGCCAUCAGGGAUGUCUACAUCCAGAACCCGGAGAUCAAGAUCAGGAUUUUAGGGGAGCCGAUGCAGGAGCGGAAGCUGGUGGCAGAGAUCACACUGGUGAACCCACUGGCAGAGCCGCUGAACAACUGCACGUUCGUGGUGGAAGGCGCCGGCCUCACUGAGGGGCAGAGGAUCGAGGAGCUGUAAGAGCCACAGCCGGGUGGUGG